This is a messenger RNA of Episyrphus balteatus (marmalade hoverfly), 850 nucleotides long. RefSeq names its product mediator of RNA polymerase II transcription subunit 20 (gene MED20). Gene Ontology annotation, cellular component: mediator complex. The transcript has a single exon. NCBI's taxonomy places the organism in Eukaryota, Metazoa, Arthropoda, Insecta, Diptera, Syrphidae. Gene Ontology annotation, molecular function: transcription coactivator activity. Gene Ontology annotation, biological process: regulation of transcription by RNA polymerase II. Bases 129 to 809 code for a protein of 226 amino acids. The record is from RefSeq and is a predicted model, not a curated record.
CAUUUGCCGACGCCGACUUGCAAUUUGUUUUCAUAUUUUUAUUUACUUAUUAUUUUACAAACAUUUUUAAAGUAAUUUAAUAUUUUUUCAUUUCUAAUAUUAGUAUUCACCUUUUCUAUAAAUUUAUAAUGGGUGUAACAGUUCUUUUACCCUACCAAGUACCCGAAGGCAAAAGUGGUUCCCAAGCAAUAGAAUAUCUAACAAAACGUCUCCUAGCACUUGGCGCUAUCCAAACUGGCCAUUUCCUAGUCGAUUGUGAGACAUACAUUUCAACACCUCCCAACGGGCCAGCAAAAACAGUUCAUGUUUUACACAAUUCCGAAUAUCCUGCAUCAACUUUUUCCAUUUUAGACAAUGGAAGUCGUCAUAUUCCCUUAGUUGCCGACAAUCUAUUCGAUUUAUUGAUGUUAAAAAUGACUUCGGUUUAUUCUUCGAAAAAACAAACAAAAAUUGAAUCAAAAGGCGCUCGAUUUGAAUAUGGAGAUUUUGUUAUCAAGUUAGGCAGCGUUGCAAUGAUGGAACAUUUUAAAGGCAUUUUAAUUGAAAUGGAAUACCAACCGUGUGUAAUGCUUUCCAAUUGUUGGGAAAUGAUGCGAGAGGUUUUGCAAGGAUUUCUUGGAAUUAGUGUUCCACCGGUGUAUCCAAUAUAUUUCCUUAUGCCAUCGAUAAGUAAUAUGGGACAUACUAGUAAACAGAAUGAAAUCUAUGAACCAAUUGAUACGAUAAAUCAGUACUUGGAACAUUUUACACAUUACAGGAAGCCAGUGUCUGGAAGUCAUUUGCAAGUACCACCAAAUAUGAGAGUGUAAAAUAGUUUUAUAUAAAUAAAAAUUUAGUAAUUAAUGAAAAA